This is a messenger RNA of Dryobates pubescens (Downy woodpecker), 1028 nucleotides long. RefSeq names its product transmembrane protein 234 (gene TMEM234). The transcript has 5 exons. The record is from RefSeq and is a predicted model, not a curated record. NCBI's taxonomy places the organism in Eukaryota, Metazoa, Chordata, Aves, Piciformes, Picidae. Bases 1 to 543 code for a protein of 180 amino acids.
AUGGCGGCCGCGCUGCAGGCGAGAGCGUCCCGGGAGAGCGCUUCCGGGUCGGGGCCGGAAGUGCGUCACCGCCACUAUGGCGCCCGCGGGCUGAGCCGGGAGGGCCCUGAUGGCAGACCCCGGGCAGCCCUUCCGCCGGGGCCAGCUCUGAGGCCGGGCUGUGCCGCAGGCCAGGCAGCGGCGCUGGUGCUGGCGGCCGUGCUGUGGGGCAGUACCGGCCCCUUCCUGCGGACGGGCGCGGCGGGGCUGGAGGAGGUGCGGCGCCAGGGCCGCCUGCGGCAGCUGCUGGCCGAGAUCCGCUUCCUGGGCCUCAACUACAAGUACAUGGUGCCUUUUCUGCUCAAUCAAGGUGGAUCUCUCCUCUUCUACCUCACCUUGGCAUCUGCAGAUCUGUCCCUGGCUGUGCCACUCUGUAACUCCCUGGCCUUGAUAGUCACACUGGUGACAGGGAAGAUUCUGGGAGAGGACAUUGGUGGUAAAAGAGCUGUGGCAGGGAUGCUGCUCACUGUCCUGGGAGUCACCCUCUGUGCAGCUGCCUCAUGAAGGAGAUGUGGUGAAAGGCAGAGGAAGGAGGAACCUGCUCCAAGGUAACCCCUGUGGGUUCUGGCUCAGCAGCUCAGUGGCACCUGGAAAACUCUCCUUUGAGCCCUGGAUGUCCAAAGAAACCAUGGAGUGACUUCCCUGAGCACCAGGGUGGGACAGGGAGCGUUGCCAGGAGGUCCUGCUUAACAUCUUGAGUUAAGGACUUCUUUGCCUGGGGGUGUCUCCAGGCAGGGCUGGUGAAGUUGUCUUGCUCAGCACUGGAGGCAUUAAAAGAGAGGGUUAAUAAAUGGUUCAGAGGGAAGUUGUGGGACUGAGUGGUUUGCAGAAGGGAUCUGCUCAGGAGCUGCUCCUUUUUCUGGCCAAGCACAUGACAGUGGCUUCCUCAGCUGCAGGGGGCCAGGUCAUGCUGCUGGCACUGAGCUACACUUGGCUUUACUCUGCUGGAGCCUUGCAGAGGGCCUCUCAUCUGUCAGGCAGCAGCAGUG